Molecule: messenger RNA, 2319 nt
Organism: Scatophagus argus
Lineage: Eukaryota; Metazoa; Chordata; Actinopteri; Scatophagidae
Gene: ddx51
Product: DEAD (Asp-Glu-Ala-Asp) box polypeptide 51
Exons: 16
Coding region: 187-2205 (672 amino acids)
Cellular component (GO): nucleus
Molecular function (GO): ATP binding; nucleic acid binding
Source: RefSeq, a predicted model, not a curated record
CGCCAUCAACCCGCGACUCAUACGGUAUGGAAAACACAUGAGAAAGUGGUGAUUACUGUAGUUCAGUAGAAGUCGAGGCUUUAAAGUGCUUUAAGACACCGUGCUGUUUAGGAAUCUGGACGGGAUCGGUGUUAACAUCUUUCUGAUGCGGGAUAGCUGAGAAGUAAACAAAAACCUGCUGUUGAAAUGUCUUUGUUUCUUGUGAACAGAUAUCUUGGUGAGGAGGGAGAUGGGAGCAUCUCAAAGGAGUCCCGGUCUCAGGCGCUGCUGGCUAAACUGCAGCAGAAAGCAAAAGAGAAGCAAAAACAGAGUUUGGCAGAACAGAGACAACACCCAGCUGAUCAACAGACAGAACAGCGUGAUGUCAAAAAGAAAAGAAAAGCUGACAAGGACAGCAGUCAAGAACCUCAACACCACAAAAAGAGGAAAUCUGAAGUGGAGCCUUUGUUUGUCUCAGGCUCUGAUACUCGUGACGAGCCCAUCAAAGAGAAAAAGGAGAAGGAAACAACUGAGAAACAGAAGAAGAAGAAAACAGAUCAGUCAGGUCUUGCAGACACUUGUGUGACUGGAAGAGAUGAACAGAAGGACUCAGGAGGAGGAGAAGAACAAGAAGAGGAAGCAGAGACAGAAAAUGACACACCAAAACAAACCACAGCAAAGACUUCUACUCCAACUGGAUUCACAGUUCUGGGUGGAUUUGAGAACAAACCCGUCCAAAAGGUUCACAGAGUCCUGCCUCAGUGGCUCGCUCAGCCUGAUGUGAUACACAGAGACAUUAAAAGCAACCUGGUCCCCAUUUCUGACAUCCCAGGACUUUCUGCUCAUCUUGUAAAAAAACUACAAAAUAAUGGAAUUCAGCACCUUUUUCCAGUACAAAAGGAGGUCAUCCCGGCCAUCUUGGAGAGCGCACAGCAGGGGCUGCUGAUUGGACGAGGCGGCUACAAACCCAGAGAUAUUUGUGUGUCUGCACCAACAGGGAGCGGCAAGACCCUUGCAUUCGUCCUACCUGUCAUACAGGUGCUGAUGGAGCGGGUGGUGUGUGAAGUCCGGGCUUUGGCUGUGUUGCCCACCAAAGAGCUCGCCCAGCAGGUUUACAAAGUGUUCACAUCAUAUGCAGAGGGAACCACUCUGAAAGUGGUGAUGCUGGCUGGUCAGAAGACCUUUGCUGCAGAGAAGGCUUCACUCUCAGAACACAGAGGGGGCUUGAGACGCAGUUUAGCCGACAUUGUUGUGGCUACUCCAGGUCGACUGGUCGAUCACAUCAACAAGAAUUCAGGCUUUUGUCUGAAGCAGCUCAGGUUUCUUAUUAUUGACGAGGCUGACAGGAUGAUUGACAGCAUGCACCAGUCUUGGCUCAGUGAGGUGGUGAAUGCAGUGUACAGAGCAGGAAGUGGACUAGAGCCUGAGUCCAUCUUCAGGCGGACGGAGCCAGCAUGUGUCACAGCAGCCAGUUUGUCUCCACCUCAGAUGCCGCUGCAGAAGCUGCUGUUUUCUGCCACACUCACACAGAACCCAGAAAAGCUGCAGCAGCUGGGCCUCCACCAGCCCCGACUCUUCAGCUCCAUCCACAGUCACGUCAACGCCAGCAGCAGCAGCACACCAGCAGCUCUCGCCCAGAAACAAGAUCGCUACGACUUCCCCCAAGGUCUGACGGAGUAUUAUGUGCCUUGUACAUUAAGCAAAAAGCCCCUCCUCAUCCUCCACUUCAUCCUGCGCAUGAAGCUCAGCCCCAUCCUCUGUUUCACCAACUCCAGAGAGACUGCACACAGACUUUACCUCCUGGUGCAGCUCUUUGGUGGACUUCAGGCUGCUGAGUUCUCCUCGCGACUGUCUCCUGGGGAGAGAAAGAAGACACUGAAGGAAUUUGAACAAGGAAAGAUCCAACUGUUGAUCAGCACGGACGCUGCUGCCAGAGGCAUCGACAUCAACGGGGUCAAAUGUGUUGUGAAUUAUGAUGCACCACAGUACAUCAGGGCGUACAUUCACAGGAUUGGAAGAACAGCAAGAGCAGGAAAAGCAGGUCUGGCCUUCACCUUUCUGCUAGGAGUGCAGGAAAAGAACUUCCUCCAGAUGGUGGUGGAAGCAGGAAGCCCCGGGAUUCAGAAGCAGAUCGUCAAACCCGAGAACCUGAAGGGAAUGGAGGCCCGAUAUGAACAAACCCUGCAGGAGCUGGCAAACGUAAUCAAGGAUGAGAAAGCCAAAUGAUGGAGCAACAGCGACAUUCUCCUCUGAGCUGACUCUUGUACUGUACGAAGGUCACAUCACAUUUUUCCAGCUGUAUUUGAGUUAUUUAUGUUGUUAAAUAAAACAUAAAAUGUC